AUUUGAAUACAUGUCGAUGGCCCGAUGUCGCAAUGGAUUUAUUUAAAAUGGGGGUAUAGCUUCUCUCUAAUGAGAUGCUGUUGCGCUUUAUAUAUAACUAUGAACUUCACUUUUAUAUCCUUAAUCAUUAAACAAAUCCACGUGGCGUCCAUUUCGACCUGUUCGGUGUAUUGCAUCUUCAUAUUCUAAAACCAUGUCAAGCGGAAUCUUACGGACAAAGGGUUCGAGUAUAGUCGAUGCCAAUGGAAAUGUGGUGUUGCUUCGUGGUACAGCUCUAGGAGGAUGGAUGCUCAUGGAGAACUUCAUGAAUGGCUUUCCAGGCCGUGAAAUGCAGAUUCGACGAGCAUUGGAUGAAGUGCUUGGUAAAGAAAAGAGUGAAUUCUUUUUUGACAAGUUCUUGGAAUACUUCUUCACCGAGAAGGAUGCCGAAUUCCUGGCGUCGCUGGGCAUAAAUUCCCUACGAUUACCGUUGAAUUAUCACCAUUUUGAAGACGACAUGAACCCAAUGGUUAUCAAAGAAGAAGGCUUCAAGCAUGUCGAUCGGGUUGUUAAAAUUUGCGCCAAGUAUAAUAUCUACACGAUCUUAGAUCUCCAUGCUGCACCUGGUGGCCAGUCUCAAGAUUGGCACUGCGAUAAUCCUACAGGCUACGCUGCAUUCUGGGAUCAUAAGCAUUUUCAGGACCGAGUGAUCAACCUUUGGCAAUUUAUUGCGAGGCGCUAUAAGUCAAAUACUUGGGUCGCAGGAUACAACCUUCUGAACGAGCCCGCUGACCAGAAGUGGUCGCGUCUCUUAGCCUUUUAUGAUCGUAUCGUACCAGCUGUGAGAGCAAUUGAUCCAGAUCACAUACUCUGGCUUGAAGGCAACACAUUCAGCAUGGACUUUUCUGGAUUUUCAACAGUCUUCCCCAACACUGUAUACGCGGUGCACGACUACUGCGGAUUUGGCUUUCCUAAUCGAAUUGGCCGCUAUAAAGGAGAACCAGAGCAGGAUGUCUACAUCCGCAAAAUGUAUGACCGCAAAGUCGAGUUUAUGAAGAAGCACAACGUACCAAUUUGGAACGGAGAGUUCGGACCCAUUUACGAAAGACCGGAAACGAAUGCGGAAUGGGAGGAACAGAACGAAGAACGCUACAAGAUGCUUGACAAGCAGAUGUCUAUUUAUACUGCUGAAGGAAUUGCUUGGAACAUUUGGUCCUACAAAGAUAUCAAUGUAAUGGGCAUGACGCACCUCUCUCCUGCGUCUGCCUGGAUGCGUCUACUCGCUCCCAUUCUCGAGAAGAAGCGCGCUUUAGCUGUCGACUCCUGGGCCUACGAUGAUGCACAUUUGCAGCCCGGACUUUUCGAGCCCCUUCAUCAAUGGUUCGCGGACAAUGUGCCCGAAAAGUACAGCAAGAAAUAUCCUUGGCAGUGGCGCAUGCACAUGCACGUCUUUCGUGGUAUUAGAGGCAUCACCAUGGCUGAAUACAUGAUACCGGAGUGGGCGGAUUAUUUCAAAGACUUGAGCUACGAACAGCUGGACGAACUGGCAGCGAGCUGGAAAUUUGAGAACUGUGUCGGACGUCAGCGACUAAAUGAGUCGCUGGCUUUAUACGCGACUAUGAAGCCAGGUGAUGCGAGAUUAGAGGGGAAAGUUAUUCAGAGCACAGUGGUCGAAGGGCAAGAGGAGGAAGGCGUGUUUGAGUUGAGCCCAAGUGAAAAGUUGAAGUCACAGCAGGCGAAUGCCCCAGAGGCUGUGGUGGUUUUGUAGUUUGAUGAUGUAAGAACAGCUCACACGGCCGUGUCACUUUGGACUUGAGCGCCUCCUUUUUUUUCCGCACGCGACAAUUCCGCUCUACAAGAACUUUCUGCUUGAUAUACCUCUCCAGUCCGCUGCCAGAAGGAGGUGCUGAGCCGGACCAAUUAUAUAGUGGAUACGCCGACCUUGGUGGUUUCAUAGUCAAUGAAUGAAC
This is a messenger RNA of Pseudogymnoascus verrucosus, 1949 nucleotides long. RefSeq lists its product as uncharacterized. The transcript has 5 exons. The record is from RefSeq and is a predicted model, not a curated record. Lineage: Eukaryota; Fungi; Ascomycota; Leotiomycetes; Thelebolales; Thelebolaceae. Gene Ontology annotation, biological process: glucan catabolic process. Gene Ontology annotation, cellular component: extracellular region; cell surface. Bases 194 to 1747 code for a protein of 517 amino acids. Gene Ontology annotation, molecular function: beta-glucosidase activity.